GCUGGAUGGUCCACAGUGAUGAAACAGCUUGGUGAUGAGAGUUUUUGAGAACUUUACAAGAGCGAUACGGUAGUGUCAGCCUUGAUUGACAGUAACACAAGGAAAAGUAGGCGUUCCUGACCCAGUGUCGUUACACAUCACUGCCCGUCAGUCCAGCGAUAAAAACCUGAUGUGUACAACAACCAAACCAUGAAGAUGUUUURUAGUCUUGUCAUUAUUCUUAUUUUUAACCAACAYAAAGUAUUAUCGAGUCGAGAAAAAGUUCAAAAGUUUGAAUGGGGCGAUGCUGAGUAUGAAGAUACAGUCCCCGUACGAGUAAACCAGGCUGGURAAGCUGUCUAUCCGGAGAACAAACAAUUUUUAUCCUUCGAUAAUAGAGRUGUAAACAGAGGCUCUUUGUACUAUAAUGUGAGAGGCUUUGGAAGAACAUUUAGGCUUGUGUUGACCCAAGACCACAGCUUUGURUCGCCGGGUCUCAAAGUGGAAUAUGUAUUUAGUGAAUUAAAAACACUACAACUGCCUGGAGACCUUGGAUAUUGUCUAUAUCGUGGCCGUCUGCAAGACAGUGCUUCAAGUGCAGUGUUCAACCUUUGCAACGGAAUCCAAGGAUCGUUCAUUACRGAUGGACACGAGUUCUUUAUCGAGAAGAGACAAGGACAAAAAGGAAAUUCCAGUAAUAUUCACAUUAUAUACCGACGAUUGAAUACAGUUAAAGAGAAAAGCCGCGAUUCUCAAACAUUCUGCGGUCUCRAAGACACCUCAAUGUCAAUAACAGAUUAUAAGCAUCUGCAUGAUAGAGUUGUAAAUGGGUUCAAAAGGAGAAGAAGCAAACGAUAUUUGGACGCUGCGUUUGUAGAGACGAUGGUAGCAGUCGACCGUACGAUGGUCGAGGCAUUUCCUAAUAAAGCUGAACUUCAGAGCUUCCUCAUAACUGUCAUGGGACUAGUUGCAAAAAUCUACUCACACGAAUCCAUAGGCAAUUACAUCAAAGUGGUUUUGGUCAAAAUAUUUAUCCUGGAAAACGAUAUGCCAGAACUGAAGAUCACGUCAAAUGCAGCCAAUACUUUAUCGAGUUUUUGUCGAUGGCAAAAGAAAAUGAACAAAGCCAGUGAUAGUGACAAUGAACACUACGAUACCGCCAUCCUUAUCACAAAGCAUGACCUCUGCAGAGCAAAAGGACGAUGUGACACCUUAGGUCUUGCACACAUGGGGACUAUAUGUGAACCAAGACGAAGUUGUGCUAUUGUUGAAGCUACUGGUCUUAAUACUGCUUACACCAUUGCUCACGAAAUGGCGCACAUUUUCGAUAUCCCUCAUGAUGGUGAUAAUAACAAUUGUACAAGUGAUCGUGGUCUGUCAAAYAUUAUGGCACCUACUUUAAGUUACUAUACCUCGCCUUGGAAAUGGUCUCCCUGCAGCAGAAGGGCCAUAUCAGAGACUUUUGAUUUAGGAUAUGCUGAGUGUCUGAAGGAUCGUCCUGAUCCUCGUCGUGAAGGCCUGUAYGAUCGUAAGCUGCCUGGAGAAUUGUACUCKGCUGAUCAACAAUGUCAAAUGCUUUACGACAAACAAAGUGUUCCUUGCUCUAAUGUGGAAGUCUGUCGACGACUGUGGUGCCAAACAGAGGUCAGUAAAACAAAACGUCAAAGAGGCUGUAAAACCCAUCACCUUCCAUGGGCUGACGGUACUCCUUGCGGAGAAAACAAGUGGUGUAUUAGAGACAAAUGCGUUCCUAAACGGCGUCUUCGAGUAGUUCAAGGUAACUGGGGAAGUUGGAGUUCCUAUGGMCCGUGCAGUCGUACUUGCGGUGGUGGGAUAACAUUUGCUACAAGAAAAUGUGAUAAUCCUGCACCAGAAAAUGGAGGAACGUACUGUUGGGGUSCGAGGAAAAGGUUUCGAUCUUGUAAUACCGAUGAGUGCCCUCCCUAUUCUCGUGACUUUAGGACGCUUCAGUGCCAAAGGCUCAACGGCAAGAAUCUGUACGGUGGAUUAGGCAUCAAAAAUGCCACUUUUAUUCCUAAAUAUCUAAAGAAAAGGGCGGAUCAGUGUAAACUGUAUUGCCAAGUGAACGGCAACUCCAUGUGGUUCAAAUUAGCUACCAAAGUCAUCGAUGGAACGCGUUGCAAUACGGAAUCAUAUGAUGUUUGUGUAGAMGGCCAAUGUCGAAAAGCUGGUUGUAAUAACGUGGUGGGUUCUAAUACUAGGAAUGAUGUUUGUGGUGUUUGUGGCGGAGAUGGUUCCUCAUGCAGAAAACAUACUGGAUACUUUAACAAGAAGCCCAAGUAUGGUUAUAAUUUUGUGUACGACAUUCCAGUUGGGUCAACGAAUGUUGUGAUCAAACAAUAUGGCAUGAAGAAAAAUGAUGUCAAUUAUCUAGUACUUCAAAGUGUGGGAAGGAACAAAAAAGGACUUCUCAAUUCCUUGGCAGUAGUGAUAAGCGGGGUUCGCGAGAUAAACCAUCAUGGUGUUACAAUAUGGUACUCAGGAAGUGAUAAAGAAAUCGAGGAGAUUAGAAUAUAUGGUAAAACAAAACAACUAUUGAGGCUAAAGGUUCUCUCCAUUGAAAGUCCAGAAAAUGACGAGACUGUAAAACCAAAAAUAACUUAUUCUCUUAACGUUCCUUACAUUGGUCCUGCGCGUUUUUACUGGAGCAAAUUUGGCGAGUGGUCGCCGUGUAACCGCGUCUGUCGAGGUAGAAGGAGACGUAAAAUACUUUGCAUACGCCGUGAUGACAACAAAGUUGUCGGCAGAAAGAAGUGCAGACGUUAUCGAAAGCCCAACAAGAUCGUAGAACAGUGCAACACACACUGUAGUCUCAGAUGGUUUAAAUCAAGGAUCGGACAAUGUUCCACUCUCUGCGGUAAAGGUACGCAAGUACAGCACGCACGCUGCGUCAUCGACCAUGGACGUAAACUGGAAUUCGUAACGGACGAUUCAUGUAAACACAUCCCUAGACCACCUAAACAAGURCCUUGCAAGGGACCAUGCAAGACGAGCUGGACGUAUACAAACUGGUCGAAAUGUUCUAAGUCGUGUGGUUCAGGGAUACAACAAAGGUUUGUCAACUGUAUCAACAGCGCUGGUGAUUACGUAGCCGACAAGGAUUGCAAGCUUUCAGACAGACAAAUACUACAGAAGUCUUGCUUUGAACAAGAAUGUCCCAUAUGGGUUGCUGAUCGGUGGACUUCGUGCUCCGCGACAUGUGGUAGAGGAGUUGAAUGGAGAAAAGUGACUUGUUCAGUACACGGUAAACAAUUCCACGCCUCGUCAUGUGACAAAAAACAACGUCCAACAGAAAGGCGAUCUUGCUCGCGUGAAAGAUGUCCUUCCUGGGUGAUGUCCCGGUGGUCUGAGUGUUCAGUUACUUGUGGAAAGGGAUUUCAGGAACGCCAGGUUCUUUGUCGUUCAGCAUCCAAUAGAGUCUUGAUUUCUAAUAUCAAAUGCGAUACGUCUGAAAAACCUGAAAGUCGACAAGAGUGUAUAAAACCAGCUUGYCCCGUCAGCAUACAGGCUACUCCAAACAAUAAUAGAUGGCUGGAAGGAGGUUGGAGUGAGUGUUCAGUGACUUGUGGUAGAGGUUUWAAAAGGCGAAGAGUGAUAUGCAGUGAUUCACUAGGAGAGGAGAUUGACAUGUCAAACUGCGAUAAAAACAUCAAACCCAAGACAGAGGAAGAAUGUCUSCUWAAGUCUUGUACGUCAUGGAAGUUCGGUCUGUGGGGAAUGUGCUCCAAGUCUUGUGGAACAGGACUUCARCUGCGYAUAGUGAAGUGUGCCUACGAUAGCUGGGAGGUAGCUGAUGAUAAGCUAUGUAAAGGAAUGACAAAACCAGUAGACCAUCGACCAUGCGAGAUUCAACCAUGUCGACAAACUCCAACUAAAUUUUAUGAACCAACUCGUGAGCACACUACAACAGUUAGGAUUUCACGUUGGGAUAAGGGGGAAUGGGGACAGUGUUCUGUCACCUGUGGAAGUGGUUUGAGGAGAAGGUCAGUUACGUGUCGGUACAUCGGCGGAGGGUUUAGUAACCGUUGUUCUUCAAACAAUAAACCAAAAAGUACUUCAGUUUGUGAACUUGUGCUGUGUCCGCGAUGGAAAACAGGGGACUGGAAUCAGUGUUCCAAGACUUGUGGUGGUGGAGUGGCGUAUCGUCCUGUCAUGUGUUCYAGAGAAGACGGUGGCUGUAAUAAUUCAUCCAAACCAAAAGAAAUGCAAGAAUGCAACAAUCAGAAAUGUCCCCAAUGGACUGCUGGAUCGUGGAAUGAGUGCUCAGUAACCUGUGGGGGUGGUACGCAGUCAAGAAUUAUAAAGUGUCAAAAUGGACCAUGCGAUUCCAAAUCAAAACCAAUUACAACGAACAAAUGCAAUGUUCAACAAUGUCCGAAGUGGAUAGCACAAAAAUGGAGUUCAUGUUCCGUGUCCUGUGGUAAAGGUACCGUUACUCGACAAGUCUCAUGUAGUACAGAAAACAAGUGCAAUGAGAAGACAAAACCACUAAUGCAGAAACAUUGUUACAUGCCAGUCUGUCCUUCCUGGACAGCUGAACCAUGGAGCAAGUGCUCAGUAUCAUGCGGUAAUGGCAUUCAGAGAAGAAGAAUAACUUGUCAACCGCCAUCUGGUCGCUGUGAUCGACGUUUAAAGCCAGAUAUCACCAAACGUUGUAAUCCUGGACUUUGUCCGGCAUGGAUAGCAAGCGAGUGGAGCAAGUGUUCUGCCAGCUGUGGUGAGGGUAUCAGACGAAGAGAUGUGGAKUGCAACUCGACUAUWUUUAAAUGUGAUGAUAAAAUACGACCAGUAAAUGCAGAGAGAUGCAGGCUGGAAUAUUGUCCUCAAUGGACGUUUGGACAAUGGAGCCAGUGUUCAUCGUCCUGUGGUGAUGGUGUACAAAAGAGAAAUGUCACGUGCCAACCAACCUCAGCAAGAUGUGAUGACUCGUUAAAACCGGAAAAUACCAAAAUCUGUAAUCGUGGACAUUGUCCUGCGUGGACUGUUGGAGCGUGGAGCAAAUGCUCAGUCAGUUGUGGUGAUGGUACAAGAACAAGAACAGUUGAAUGUAACUCUACAGUGUUCAAUUGUGAUCCUAGUCUACAACGUCCUAGUAUUGUACAGAGGUGUAACCGUGGAAAGUGUCCUGUGUGGACUGCUGGACUGUGGAGUGAGUGUUCGUCGUCGUGUGGUAAAGGCAUACAAAUGCGAAGUAUAAAAUGUCAACCACUUUCAUCAGAAUGUGACAGUCGUACAAAACCCAAGAACUAUCGAGUGUGUAACCUGGGAGGAUGCCCGGUCUGGCAGGCACAGCCUUGGUCCCAGUGCUCUGUGAGCUGUGGCGAUGGUGUACGGACACGAACGGUUCGCUGUAAGUCGGCCAUCUUUGAAUGCGAUGAGAAGUUACGACCACAGAACUCCGAAAGAUGUAAUCUUGAUCGAUGUCCAGUAUGGAAAGCGGGUCUUNUUAUAAUUCUCAGUGCUCAGUCAGUUGUGGUGAUGGUACAAGAACAAGAACAGUUGAAUGUAACUCUACAGUGUUCAGUUGUGAUCCCAGUCAACGUCCUUCUAUUGUACAGAGUUGUAACCGUGGAAAGUGUCCUGUGUGGACUGCUGGACUGUGGAUGUUCUUCCUCGUGUGGAGAGGGUUUCCAGAAUCGAGAAGUAAAAUGUGACYCACCAAAUGCRAGAUGYAACAAUAAACUCAAGCCUGAACAUAUUAAAYCAUGUAAUCUUGGAACUUGUCCUGGCUGGACGACGGGACUAUGGACCAAAUGCUCUGUUAGUUGUGGURAUGGAGUAAAAACAAGAUCAGUUCGUUGUAACUCAACUGCCUUGAAAUGCAAUCGACAAACACGUCCUGUAAAUGUUGGAAGAUGCAAUCCUGGACCCUGCCCUGUUUGGAAUACUGGACGUUGGAGUGUAUGUUCUGUGACGUGUGGUCAAGGAGUAAGGUCACGUGAUGUGGAGUGUAGUACCCGUGAUGCUCCAUGUUCAUCAUCCAAACCACCAUCACAAAGGGCAUGCAUAAUGGAUCCUUGUCCACAGUGGAUUGCAGGACGGUGGGAGGAGUGYUCUGUGACAUGUGGUGAUGGAGUUCAAAAACGUUCAGUGACCUGUAAUACUGGAGAAGGCAAUUGUGACUCUGAAAAUAAACCAAAUGAGCUCCAGAACUGUGAACGAGUACCGUGUCCUCGAUGGAUUUCUGAAAGCUGGAGCGAGUGUUCUGUUAGCUGCGGAAAUGGUGUACAAACUAGAGAGGUUACAUGUGAUUCAGAUCGUGUACCAUGUGAUAAAAAUAUUAAACCUGAUACAAGACGAGUAUGCAAUACACAUAAAUGUCCCACAUGGAAGACUGACGCAUGGAGUGAGUGUUCUGUUAGCUGCGGAAAUGGUGUACAAACUAGAGAGGUUUGUUCAGUUAGCUGCAAUAGCGGAGUCCAGUUUCGAAAUGUCAGAUGUGACUUUAAACAUGGACCAUGUCCAGACAUGAAUAAUCGACCAAGGAAUACGAAAAGAUGUGUAAAGCCAGCCUGCGCAGAAUGGAUCACAUCUGAAUGGAGCAAAUGUUCUGUGGGUUGUGGUAAUGGAGUACAAUCGCGAUCUGUGGUAUGUAGCAACUCAGAAGCUAAGUGCAAUGAAUCUAUUAAACCAUCGACACAAAAAGACUGUAAAAUCAUGGAUUGUCCUUCAUGGAAAACUGGUGAAUGGUCCAAGUGUUCAAGAACAUGUGGAACGGGAAUAACAAGUCGACAAGUACAAUGUGUGAGAGGUAAACAACGCGUGGACUCAUCUUUGUGUAAAAGAUUUGAAAAACCGCCUUCACGAAAACUGUGUGAGCUGCGGGAAUGCAUACAUGGAACAUACUGGAAGAAAGGAAAAUGGGCAAAGUGUUCAACUCAAUGUUCUAAAGGCUUACAGAUCAGGCAAGUAACUUGUGCUGCAAGAAAUGGUACGAAGAUCAACUAUAUUUUCUGCAGAGGGCGAAAGCCGAGAGUUGUCAGGAUCUGUAAUGAACAUAAGCAAUGUGGAAGCUGGGAAAUAGGCCCGUGGGGAAAGUGUUCAACAUCAUGUGGUGAUGGUGUCAGAUCACGUGCCGUUCGUUGUCUUUAUAAUCUAGAAUAUAGCGAAGAAGAUUGUGAURCGUCUACUCGGCCAAUUGCACGUAAAGCUUGUUCUAAUCGAUACUGCCCUUUGGCCUCGAAACUAUUCGCCUGGAGAACAUCACUGUGGAGUAAGUGCUCACGUACGUGUGGAUACGGAAGGAAAUCGCGACGUGUUACGUGUAGUGACGCCCAAGGUGGACAGGUCUCAAGUAAAUACUGUGAUCAGAAAGCAAAACCUGCUGAGUUUGUACCGUGUUUUGAAGUAAGAUGUCCCCCGAAGUGGAAGUUUGGUGACUGGUCUGAAUGUUCACGGACUUGUGGUGCCGGUUAUCAGGUUCGACCCGUUACGUGUGAGGGUGUGCCAGGUGUAGGAGACUGUGAUCUAAGGAAGAAACCACCAACUUGGAGGCAUUGUAACUUUGGCCCCUGUAGUAGAGAGUUUUURUGGAAGAUUGGGCCUUGGACGAGAUGUUCCGUUAGUUGUGGUGUAGGUGUUAUAGAGAGGUCUGUCAGAUGCACAGAUCACAAUGGUACACAAAGAAAAGACUCGUUCUGCAGGCUCCCUGCAUUAAAACCAGACAAAACUCGACCUUGUCGCAUGGCACCAUGUACGCCACGAACAUGUAGGGAAAUACAGCUGACCAGUGGAUUGCAGGCCGAUGGGGAGCACGUACUUGAAAUACAGGGCAAACUACGCAAGAUCUAUUGCCAUGGCAUGACUACAAACAACCCCAGGGAAUACAUUACCCUAAAGGCAGGCUAUAACGAAAAUUUUGCAGAAGUUUAUUCAAAAAGAUUGCGCAACCCUAAUACAUGUAACGUGAACGAAUCUCACUCAGAUAAAUGUUCAUGUCACACGGAUAUUUACAAGGAAUCUGGUGGAUCUUACUUCUCUAAAAUACGAUUAGACAUUUCAAMAAUGACUAUAGAUGUUGAUGAUUUAGAGUUUGCGAUGACAAGAGGUAACAAAUUCCCGUCAUAUGGUACUGCAGGGGAUUGCUACAGCACAGUUAACUGUCCACAAGGUCGGUUCAGUAUUAAUCUUAAAGGGACAGGAUUCCAAUUAUCACUGGAUGUAAGGUGGACAAGUCACGGACAAUCAUCUUCCCAAGAUAUUUACUUUUAUCCUGAAGGAGAAAAGAUAUUUGGUAAAUGUGGUGGUUAUUGUGGUACCUGUAAACCCGAUAGAGGACUUCGACUAGUAAUGAGUAAAGGAAACGAACUAGGGUGAAAAUAGUAGGCUAAAUUUUCAAAUUGGAGUGUAAAUAUUUGUUAUAUAGUUAUGUAUAGUGAUAUAUCUUGCUUGCGUCUUACAAUUACCAUAUCUAUGUGUGGUAAUUCUCUUAUGUGGUCUUCCUGUGGUAAGGAAAAGCGAACAUUCGUACCAAAUGUUUUAGUUUUGGCCACAGGGAUCCCAUACAUUCGAAAUGACGACGAUGUUUAGACAUCAACAACAAGAGACAAACUAAAGUUCAAUUUUAUCUAAAUUAGUUCAUAUCAAAUGCUAAUGGCGGGGAUUUGUAUUUUGAAAAAUUCGUUGAGGCUUCAAAUUGAAAUAUUUUGAUUAAAACUAGUAUUUGAGAUAAAUAUAUAUUAUAUUAUCAAAGCAACAUUUCAAAUUAGUAAAUUAUAGUAAUUGCCAAAUAUAGAUUUGCUUACCAAAUAUGGACGACUGCUAAGAAUCGAUAAUAUAUUACCAAAUAUGGAAUAAUCAAGUUUUAUUUUAAAUCAUUCUUAUAAAAAGCUUUGAAAAUAUUCCGCCAAGCGCGCAAUGAAUUACUGUUACUGAUUACACUUUGCAAAACAAGUUUUUUUUAUAUAAGUUUUCAUGAUUAAGGUCUCUCUAAUACGAACGCCUCAGAUCGUGCGAGUGCCCGUUUUAUAGAGGGUUACAAGUCAGAUCUGUUGUAGAACUGUCCGAAAUAUAGAGGUUAUUAUUAAUAGGUGCCCGUGAUAUUGAGGUGUCCGUUAUAUAGAGGUACCUCUGGUUGAAGAGGUUUUCAGUGUUGCCUUACCGAGUACCAUAGGGGGGUCCAUUGUAUUGAUAGGGAUAUCUGCCCUUUUUAAUUCCAAGCUUAUGCAAGUUAUAUUUAUUAUAAAUAUUAUUUAACAGAUUUAAGGACUUUUAUCACUUAUAAAGUCAUCUUGUUAGGGAAUACAAAGUAAGCUUCUGGAAUUGUUGAUAAACUGUUAUGCAUUGGAGAACAGAGUCGAUUUAUUUCCUAUGAAUGGAAAAUGCUCAUAACCUCGAAGACUUGUCGUUACCGUAUCGAGGCCCAGUCGUAGCCGUGUCGAAGACUUAUCGUCUCAAUACUCCAGUUUCGAAUUCUCUUUUGUGCAAGCUUAGCUUCAAUCAAGUAUAAAUUGUUUAUUGUCUUCUUUGUACACAGACUGUUUUCAUUACAAUAAAUUCUCUGCUGAAUAAAAGAA
Exaiptasia diaphana is the source of this 9515-nucleotide messenger RNA. Its product is annotated as A disintegrin and metalloproteinase with thrombospondin motifs 9. Gene Ontology annotation, biological process: extracellular matrix organization; proteolysis. Gene Ontology annotation, cellular component: extracellular matrix. The record is from RefSeq and is a predicted model, not a curated record. The transcript is spliced from 56 exons. NCBI's taxonomy places the organism in Eukaryota, Metazoa, Cnidaria, Anthozoa, Actiniaria, Aiptasiidae. Gene Ontology annotation, molecular function: zinc ion binding; metalloendopeptidase activity. Bases 190 to 8316 code for a protein of 2708 amino acids.